Chanos chanos (milkfish) is the source of this 1718-nucleotide messenger RNA. RefSeq names its product phosphoethanolamine methyltransferase (gene pmt). The record is from RefSeq and is a predicted model, not a curated record. The coding region runs from base 1 to 1488 and encodes 495 amino acids. Lineage: Eukaryota; Metazoa; Chordata; Actinopteri; Gonorynchiformes; Chanidae. The transcript has 12 exons.
AUGGAGAGAGAGCGGAACAGUAUGACAGAGUUCUGGAAGGAGCAUUCUCAGUGUGCCACCGUGGAGGAGAUGAUGUUAGACUCUAACGCAAGAGAGCUAACUCAGCAUGAGCUACCAGAGAUUCUCUCACUGCUGCCCAGUAUACAGAACACUGACAUACUGGAGCUGGGAGCAGGCAUCGGGCGCUACACAUCUCAUCUCAUUGGCAAAGCCCGUCAUGUGACUGCUGUGGACUUCAUGGAGAAGUUUGUGGAAAAGAACAGAGAGGACAACAGUCACCUCGGAAACGCAGAGUUCAUCCAAUCUGAUGUCACCCAGUUGAACUUCCCUAAUAACAGUUUUGACCUGAUCUUCUCCAACUGGCUGUUGAUGUAUUUGAGUGAUGAGGAACUCAAGUCUUUGACAGAGAAGAUGCUGGGAUGGCUGCGUCCCGGUGGCUUCCUCUUCUUCAGAGAAUCUUGCUUCCACCAAUCAGGUGACUGUAAGAGAGAUUUUAACCCCACCCACUAUAGAACGCCUGCACAGUAUAACCAAGUGAUGGGAUCAGUGCUGUGGGUGGAGUCAGUGGGCUCAGAGAAACACUCCUAUGGGUUUGACACCGUCUUAAAUAGGACUGUGCAAACUUAUAUCAAGAUGAAGAAGAAUCAAAACCAAGUGUGCUGGCUGCUACAGAAAACUGGGCGGGAUGUGAUGUUGCAGGAACAGGGUUUCAAAACUUUCCAGGAGUUUCUGGAUAACCAGCAAUACACACACCGUGGAAUCCUCCGCUACGAGAAAAUGUUUGGGGCGGGAUAUGUGAGCACAGGAGGGCUCAGUACCACCAAGGAGUUUGUGGACCUGCUGAAUCUCAAACCUGGACAGAAGGUGCUGGAUGUGGGCUGUGGUAUUGGGGGUGGAGACUUUUACAUGGCAAAGAACUUUGGUGUGGAGGUUUUGGGAAUGGACCUAUCAUCAAAUAUGGUGGAGAUUGCAAUGGAGAGGGCUGUGCAGGAGAAACUGCCACUGGUUCAGUUUGAGGUGUCUGACGCCACGAAGAGGGUUUUUCCAGAAGCUAAUUUUGAUGUGGUUUACAGCAGAGACACCAUCCUGCACAUUAGCGACAAACUGGCACUUUUCAAACGCUUCCAUUCGUGGUUGAAACCAGGUGGGAGGGUGUUGAUCAGUGAUUAUUGCUGUGGUGAGAAGCCCUGGAGCCCUCAGUUCCAGGCAUAUGUCAAUCAAAGAGGCUACAUCCUCUACACCCCUCAGAGAUACGGACAGUUCUUGGAGGAGGCUGGGUUCACUAAUGUGCGUGCUGAGGACAGGACUGCUCAGUUUAUUCACGUCAUUAAGACAGAGCUGGAGAGAGCAGAGGCCAUUAAAGAUGAAUUUAUACAGGAAUUCUCACAGGAGGACUAUGAUGCCAUCGUAAAUGGCUGGAGAGAGAAACUGCAACGAUGUGAGACUGGAGACCAACGCUGGGGACUGUUCUAUGCCACGCGAGACUGAGAGAGAGAGAGAGUGAGAGAGAGAGAGAGAGAGAGAGAGAGAGAUGCAAUGUGAUGUGUGAAAGUAUUCAUCAAAGUAUUCAAGCCAAAGGCACAUUGUCCUGUUUGGAAAGUGAGGAAUGAUUUCUCUGAAUGGGCCAGUGUUUGGUUACAUUCUGAAUCUUUUUGGACCAACAUACUGUGAUGUGCUACUUUAAUAAAAAUAACAUAUACCCUUCAAACUUUGGAAAA